CCCUCACUCUCUCUUCCCACCGCAAGAUCAUUCAAGAAAGACAAAACAGUUAUCUCUGUGAGCUUUAACAAUGGCUAACGAGGUGAUCCUUCUUGAUUUCUGGCCUAGCAUGUUCGGGAUGAGGACGAGGAUCGCGUUGAGGGAGAAGGGUGUCGAGUUCGAGUACAGAGACGAGGACCUGUGGAACAAGAGCCCUUUGCUUCUCGAGACAAAUCCGGUUCACAAGAAGGUUCCGGUUCUCAUCCACAACAGCAAACCGGUCUGCGAAUCUACAAUCCAGGUUCAGUACAUAGACGAGGUCUGGUCUGACAAGAACCCUAUCCUCCCUUCUGAUCCUUACCAGAGAGCUCAGGCUAGAUUUUGGGUUGAUUUCAUCGACGAAAAGAUGUACGAUGCCCAGAGGAAGGUGUGGGGGACCAAGGGUGAGGAACAAGAGACAGGCAAGAAAGAGUUUAUUGAGUUGCUCAAGACACUUGAAUCUGAGCUUGGAGACAAAACUUACUUUGGUGGCGAUGACUUUGGCUACGUAGACAUUGGAUUGAUUGGGUUCUACUCGUGGUUCCAUGCAUACGAGAAGUAUGGUAACUUGAACAUCGAGUCAGAGUGUCCGAAACUGAUCGCGUGGGCCAAAACUUGUAUGCAGAGGGAGAGCGUGGCUAAGUCCUUGCCUGAUUCUGAGAAGGUUAUUGAGUUUGUCACUGAGAUCAGGAAGAAGUUUAUGAUUGAGUAGAUAAUGUUUUCUUUGUCCUUUUGGUUCUUAUAUACGCUCACUGAGAUCAGGAAGAAGUUUAUGAUUGAGUAGAUCAUGUUUUCUUUGUCCUUUUGGUUCUUAUAUACGCUCGCUUGUCAUGUGUUUUCGUUUGGUGAUGUCUUUUUUAAUAAUUGUAUUUUCUUUGGGUGUU
Molecule: messenger RNA, 902 nt
Organism: Raphanus sativus (radish)
Lineage: Eukaryota; Viridiplantae; Streptophyta; Magnoliopsida; Brassicales; Brassicaceae
Product: glutathione S-transferase U19
Exons: 2
Coding region: 71-730 (219 amino acids)
Biological process (GO): glutathione metabolic process
Cellular component (GO): cytoplasm
Molecular function (GO): glutathione transferase activity
Source: RefSeq, a predicted model, not a curated record